Camelina sativa (false flax) is the source of this 2695-nucleotide messenger RNA. The record is from RefSeq and is a predicted model, not a curated record. Lineage: Eukaryota; Viridiplantae; Streptophyta; Magnoliopsida; Brassicales; Brassicaceae.
CUUACCCUUAUGCCAUUGACCACAGGUCCCUAACAUUUACGUCAAUACGACGACGAUGAGGGCUCUCUCAAGCUUCCAUCAAUCAUGGAAGACUUUGAUACUCGCGAGCCAACGUUGCAACACAGUGAAGCAAAUCAAAUCAACACAUUCUCUAUUCAUCAUCCAUGGCCUCAAUAGAAACACUUACGCGAUUAGCAAACUUCUCACAGCGUUUCUCCAUCUUCCCAAUUUAAACAAACACUUUCACUACGCUUCCGCUAUAUUCGAUUCGAUUGAGAUUCGUAACUCGUUCGUUUACGAUACUAUGAUUAGAAUAUGCUCAAGAAGCUCUCUUCCUCACUUGGGUUUACGAUAUUUUCGGUUAAUGGUGAGUGAAGACGAAGAAGAAGAAGAUAUAGCUCCAAGUUAUCUCACGUUUCAUUUCUUGAUUGUUGCGUGUUUGAAAGCUUGUUUGUUCUCUGUGGGUAAGCAAAUCCAUUGUUGGGUGAUUAAAAAUGGUGUCUUUUUAUCUGAUGGUCAUGUACAGACUGGUGUUUUGAGGAUUUAUGUGGAAGAUAAAGUGUUGGUUGAUGCACGCAAAGUGUUCGAUGAAAUUCCUGAGCCAGAUGUUGUGAAAUGGGAUGUUUUGAUGAAUGGGUAUGUUAGAUGUGGUUUAGGAUCUGAAGGUUUGGAGUUGUUUAAGGAGAUGUUGGUUAGAGGAAUUGAGCCUGAUGAGUUUUCGGUUACUACGGGAUUAACGGCUUGUGCACAAGUUGGGGCUCUUUCUCAGGGGAAGUGGAUUCAUGAGUUUGUGAAGAAGAAGAAGAAGAUAUGGAUUAAGUCUGAUGUAUUUGUAGGAACGGCUCUUGUUGAUAUGUAUGCUAAGUGUGGUUGUAUAGAGACGGCUGUGGAAGUUUUCGAAAAGUUGAGUAAGAGAAAUGUGUUUUCAUGGGCAGCCUUAAUUGGAGGAUAUGCAGCUUAUGGUUAUGCAAAGAAAGCUAUUAUGUGUUUGAGUCGGAUAGAGGAUGAAGAUGCUAUUAAGCCUGACAGUGUAGUUCUUCUUGGGGUUUUAGCGGCUUGUGCUCAUGGAGGAUUUCUUCAAGAAGGCAGAACAAUGUUAGAAAAUAUGGAAGCUCGAUAUGGAAUUACUCCAAAGCAUGAGCAUUACAGUUGUAUUGUAGAUUUGAUGUGUAGAGCUGGAAGAUUAAAUGAUGCAGUUGGUCUUAUUGAAAAAAUGCCAAUGAAACCGCUUGCGUCUGUUUGGGGUGCUUUACUGAAUGGUUGUCGAACGCAUAAGAAUGUUGAACUCGGGGAACUAGCUGUUAGAAAUCUUCUUGAGUUAGAGAAGGGAAAUGCUGAUGAAGAGGAAGCAGCUCUAGUUCAACUGUCUAAUAUUUACUUUAGUGCUCAACGAAAUUUGGAGGCAUCUAAGAUUCGUGGGAUGAUAGAUCAGAAGGGAAUAAGAAAGGCACUAGGAUGCAGUGUGUUAGAGGUGGACGGGAAUGUUAGCACAUUUGUUUCGGGAGAUGUGUCACACCCAGAAAUUCACACAGUGAUUCAUCUUCUGUCUGUUGAUGCCUUGCAGAUUCUGUAACACUCACUUUGAAGCUGAAAAUCAUAUUAGAGCACCUCUAAGCCACAAUACAAACUAAAGGGUUUUCCAAAGGUUAUGUGGCAAUGGGGACAAGGAGUACUUAUGAAGAACCAAGAGGAGCUUCUGAACUCGAUGCAACAUUUGACCACCUAAAACAGGAACUGGAAACUUAAGCAAGGCCUGAAGAAAUGGAUAAGCCUCUCACGAGGGCCCUUGAGAGUAACGUUGUAAAGAAGUGUUUGAUUCAGACUUUAUGGUGUCUGAAGAGUGGAACAGAAGAGCGUGAGCCAAAAAAGGAAAAACAGUAGCUACAGUUGAAAUUCGCAUGGCGUUUGGGCAGACCUAUUCAGCAUCUAAGAGAGUAGAGAGGAUUGAAUCUCGUACAGUGAAAGCUGAUUAAAUAACGUUACCUGUGAUUGAUAAGGGUGUGUCUGUCUUGUCUUGACUCAGGAACAAUGGUUUGGCUCAGGUACACUCUUGUCUUUCGUAACAGUUACUGCCUUGAUUUAUGUUGUUCUCCUAAGACACUUUUCUUGACUUGUAGAAACUUGACGUUUCACAGAUUUAGGAUCUUGUUUAACAUAUCACUCAAUUUGAUCUGUUAGUGGUAUGUAUCUCACUAAGAAUAAGAGAAACUUAUUGACAAUUACGUGUUGGGAAACCUUACCAAAAUCUCAACACGAUGUCUUCUUGAAUGUUUGGCGUAGUAUUGGGUUUUGGUUGCUUAGGUAGGCAUUUCACAUACAGCCUUAUGUUAGAUUCAUUUAGCAUCAAGUGUGGUGUACUCAUGUAAAAAGGUUUUGUUGAUAUACAGCGUGUAACUGAAAUACACAAUAACAGAAAUCAAAAGUUUGUGGUCUUGGACAACGAACUCUUUGUAACUUUGAAACAUUCUUCAAGAAGUGCUCGCAUCACCUGUAAAAUUUCAACACAUUCUCUUCAGUUUUUUUUUUUGAUUCAGGGAAACCACAGUUGACAUAUAACCAAAGAACGUAACCAACUAACUGAAAAUAAUAACCAUCUAUAUCACACAUUUUCAUGACUAAACCAGAAUCCACAAACUAAAACUGUUAUGUUCACCGCAGUGUCUAAUUUAUGUCCUUGUUCUUCAUAAGUCAUUGU